AUGGAUACCAAAAGAUCAGAACUAGCGGAACUCAUCGCACAAACUGGACACGAGAUCAAUUGGAAGGCAAUAGAAAGAAGAGCUCCAUGCGGGGACAACACAAUGAAGCGCAAGAUUAGGGAGGUUGUUGACAUGCUUGCGGAGAACAAUUUAAUGAACAGGAGAUUGGAGAAAGGUAGAGUUAGCGAUAACUUUGCCCACUGCCUAAGCAAAAUCGUGAAGAAAAAUCGAGCAAGACCAGCAAAAAAGGGACGCCUGGAGCAGGGAUCUGCUGCUAACCGGAGAAAAGGGUCUGCGAUGACGAAAGGGGGGGGAUUAGGGGUAUUGGGCAAUAAAGCGAAGACGUUGUCAGUGAGUGAUGUCCAUUUCGAAACAAACCAGUACAACUUUGGGGGCCUGGCAGUCAGGGAGCUGGGCAGACGGAUAAGCAAACCGUCAUAG
Messenger RNA from Protopolystoma xenopodis, 441 nucleotides. Lineage: Eukaryota; Metazoa; Platyhelminthes; Monogenea; Polystomatidea; Polystomatidae. The record is from the annotation of a GenBank genome assembly.